CCCCCAAGGGGCACGAGCAAGAGACGGAGUUCCGACAGCUCAAGGAAGGGUUGCAAGGCAUGCGGCCAGGAGAGUCACUCCCUGUCCAAUUGUUUCUAUGUAUUCCCACACUCUGCCUUUGAAGGCUUCAGGUUCAACCAGCGGACCAAGAGUGCCGUUGAAGAAGCCCUGAGGACCGACUCGAGCCUUAAGGAAGAGGUCGAGCGGAUCAGGAAGAAGUUACGGAAGGCCCGUUUCGAGGAGAGAAAGACGAAGGAGGAUGUUACUGUCACAGAGCAGCUGGAUUGACAGUUAAGGAAGAUCACCGAGAUCAAGGGCAGUUUCAUAGUCACAAAAUCGGCAUUCGCAAUCAACGACUACCCUCUCUACUACUCCGCCAUUCUUGACUCAGGAUCAACAAUUCACAUCUUCAACCAGCGAAACCGAUUCCUCAACUCUCGAGAGGCUGAACCUGGAGAUGCCAUCUGGACAGGAGACAGCCGGCUACCAAUCUUGGGAUACGGAGAUGUCGACAUCCUUGUCAAGACCUCCCAGGGCACCAGACGAUAUUUCCGACUGUAUGAUGUUGCCUGGUGCGACAGACUGCAGUGUAACCUCGUCUCCUUUCGCGAACUCCUUACCAGGGGUUACUCCUGGGAUACGGAACGACAGCCGACCGUCAUCAAAAGGCCAGACGGCACAGAACUAUGCACCGUACCGGUCAUUCAAGGUCAAUUCGUCAUGGAAUAUCGUAUGCCGCGGCACAACGAGGCAAUUUUCGCCACGGUACCCCGGAAGUCCUAAGUCCUGGAGGCAACGCCAAUCACCACCAGCCACAGCCCAGAGAUGGCACUUGCGGCUCGGACACCCUGAACCAGACGCACUACGCCACCUUGUCAAUGCGGCAGUGGGAGUUCGCAUGAUCAAUCUCCAAGGCACUCGACGCAAACGGAACCGACGAAAGAAGAGGUCCUCGUCACGAAGAGCUGUGCCAGCCCCUGCAGCUGCGUACUCCGCGGUUCAGACGGCUGGAUCAGAAGAGGCACCUGGCGACGAUUGCGUGGGACCAAACCAAGACUGUCCUGCGGAGCUCACUGAAGCUCAAAAGGCAGCUCUAGAUGCUGAGAAACAGCAUGUCCCACCGUCGAAAACCCACUGCGAUGCAUGUGCCAUGGCAAAGGCAACACGCAGCGAGUACCGCAAACCCCGGGACCUCAGCGCAUAUAAGCCAGGAGAAAGGAUCGCCAUCGACUUCCACGACUUCGAAAGAGACGCAGACGGUUUCAAGAGCAUGACGCUCAUCACAUGCCGAGUCUCAGGAUACAUGUGG
Parathielavia appendiculata is the source of this 1309-nucleotide messenger RNA. RefSeq lists its product as uncharacterized. The annotation marks the transcript as partial. NCBI's taxonomy places the organism in Eukaryota, Fungi, Ascomycota, Sordariomycetes, Sordariales, Chaetomiaceae. The transcript has a single exon. The record is from RefSeq and is a predicted model, not a curated record.